Molecule: messenger RNA, 653 nt
Organism: Paramecium sonneborni
Lineage: Eukaryota; Ciliophora; Oligohymenophorea; Peniculida; Parameciidae
Source: the annotation of a GenBank genome assembly
UAACAAAUAAAAACACAAUGGGGUUUUCAAAUGACAUAAUACUGUAGUAAUCUCAAAAGAACUUAGAUGAACAAAGACUGGAGUCGACGUUUUCAGAAUCUCAGACUUAAUACAUUUUCACUACACUUGCUAAUGCCUUAGGUAAGCAAGAAGACAAAUAACGGACCUCUUUCACUCUCUAAGACAUGUAUGAUCUCAUUAUGUGGGAAAUCUAAUUAUAAAUGAUUGAAUCAGAUUUCAAAGACUUUCCUUUAGACUAUUAUCAUGAAUUAUUGAAAUAAAGUUCUCCUGUUGAAAUCUCUACUCCUUAACAUGCCUUUAUUAAGUUUAUUCAUGAAGUAAAAGAAGUCUUGAGCUUUGAACAAAUGAAACUAGUCUUUCUUUUUGUGUAUUCCUUCAGAUAAUUACUCCUAGAGAAUCCAGAUUGUACUACAAAUAAUUUAGUUGAGAAGGCUAACCAGUUAAUUUGUUCACAAUUAAAUAAGGUUUUGCAAAGUAUCCAAAAACUUUCGGAGCGGCAUUACAUUGUAUAUUUAAGUAGAAUGGAAAAUCUUCGAGAAGCAAUGAUUCAAAUAGUGCUAAGCUUUUGUAAUUGGCUCUAUGCUCGUCAUUUGACUGACGACAAGUUAUCUCUAAGAAAUGAUUCGGAAUGA